Molecule: messenger RNA, 6455 nt
Organism: Acinonyx jubatus (cheetah)
Lineage: Eukaryota; Metazoa; Chordata; Mammalia; Carnivora; Felidae
Gene: WNT16
Product: Wnt family member 16
Exons: 4
Coding region: 209-1636 (475 amino acids)
Biological process (GO): neuron differentiation; canonical Wnt signaling pathway; multicellular organism development
Cellular component (GO): extracellular region
Molecular function (GO): frizzled binding; cytokine activity
Source: RefSeq, a predicted model, not a curated record
CCCGCCGAGACCCGCUCUUAGAAGACCGCGACAGGAGGAAAGGUCAUGAACACACCCGGGGCUGGACGCGCUGUCCCGGACGGAGCAGCGGGCCCGAGCGCCCCCCGCGGAGCCCGCUCGCAGCCAAUGGGAGCUUGAGGUCCGGGGAUGAUGAGAUGCGGGGCCGAGGCUGGGCCAAUCAGGCUCCAGGAGCGGCCAGGGGGAGGAGAUGGGAGGAGAGGCCGGGGGCGAUGGAGACAGCUACACCAACAGAAGUUUCUCACCUAUUUCGGCGAGGGACGCUCCCGCACCUCUUGCACACCUCCAGCUCCGCGCGGGAGGAGGGCCCCAAGCUCCUUUCUCCACCUCCUUUCAACUGCUCCCUGCAAGUGAGGGGAAGGCUGCUGAGAGCCCCUACCACCGCUGGCCUUCUUUUUAUGUUGUCUCACAGGGAGAGAGGAGGCGAGGGACAACUUGGUUCUGGGGAACUGACCUCUGGCCUGGCGGGCCUCUGGGCAGAGAGGGCAGCAGUGGAGCGGCUGGGGCUGGGGGACUCCAUGCUGGGGCCAUGGACAGAGCGGCGCUCCUGGGACUGUCCCGCCUGUGCGCGCUGUGGGCAGCCCUGCUCGCGCUGUUCCCCUGCGGAGCCCAAGGAAAUUGGAUGUGGUUGGGCAUCGCUUCCUUUGGGGUUCCGGAGAAGCUGGGCUGCGCCAACUUGCCGCUGAACAGCCGCCAGAAGGAGCUGUGCAAGAGGAAACCGUACCUGCUGCCGAGCAUCGGAGAGGGCGCGCGGCUGGGCAUUCAGGAGUGCAGGAGCCAGUUCAGACACGAGAGAUGGAACUGCCUGGUCACCGCCACCGCCCAGCCGGGCACCAGCCCCCUCUUUGGCUACGAGCUGAGCAGCGGCACCAAGGAAACAGCAUUUAUUUAUGCUGUGAUGGCUGCAGGCCUGGUGCAUUCUGUGACCAGGGCAUGCAGUGCAGGCAACAUGACCGAGUGCUCCUGUGACACCACCUUGCAGAAUGGCGGCUCAGCUAGUGAAGGCUGGCACUGGGGGGGCUGCUCCGAUGAUGUCCAGUAUGGCAUGUGGUUCAGCAGAAAGUUCCUAGAUUUCCCCAUCAAAAACACCACAGGAAAAGAAAGCAAAGUUCUGUUAGCGAUGAACCUACACAACAAUGAAGCCGGAAGGCAGGCCGUCGCCAAGCUGAUGUCAGUAGACUGUCGCUGCCACGGAGUGUCCGGCUCCUGCGCUGUGAAAACGUGCUGGAAAACGAUGUCUUCCUUUGAAAAGAUCGGCCAUUUGUUGAAGGACAAAUAUGAAAACAGUAUCCAAAUCUCAGACAAAAUAAAGAGGAAAAUGCGCAGGAGAGAAAAAGAUCAGAGGAAGAUACCCAUCCGCAAAGAUGAUCUGCUCUACCUUAAUAAGUCUCCCAAUUACUGUGUAGAGGACAAGAAACUAGGGAUCCCAGGAACACAGGGCAGAGAAUGCAACCGCACGUCAGAGGGCGCGGACGGCUGCAACCUCCUUUGUUGUGGCCGCGGCUACAACACCCACGUGGUCAGGCACGUGGAGAGGUGCGAGUGCAAGUUCAUCUGGUGCUGCUACGUCCGCUGCAGGAGGUGUGAAAGCAUGACUGACGUCCACACUUGCAAGUAGCCCCUCCAUCCAGCCUUGAGCCCCACUCCUCAGUGACAAACAAGGGACUGCCAUUCCGAGGUGCCUCCCACUGUGCAGGGCUGUGGAAGGCGCCUCCUGCCUCCGAAGUCCCAGACCCUUGGGCCUCCGGCAGCGCUCUCCUUUCCUGACGGAUAUCCAGUCACACACUGAGCAUGUGGAUUUGGGGGGAUACCAACGUUGACAAGGUUUGGGUUCAUUCUUUGGUGGUUUGGAAAUACAUAUGGACCUACCAAGAAGAUAAUCUGUCUCCUAAACAAGAAAGAACAAGAAGGAGCCUUCAUGCGGGGAGACCUGGGCCAUGCUUAGGAUAAGAUCCUUGACUAUGGAAUUCAGUUAUGGAACUCAAUAGCGGUGGGUUUAAUAUUAGACGUUUUUAAAAGGCGCAUCUUAUAGCAGCAAGGAACAGUAAACAUGAUCUCAUUUAUUUUCUCAGUAAUUUGGGUGAAGAAAUCAUACUGUGCAUAGAAACAGACAUUGAAAAGUUAACAGAAGUGGAAGGUGCUUACCUACCUUUUCAUGCAUUUCAAAAGAAGGGCAAUUUAAAAGAAUUUUCAUAACUGAUACAGUAUCCCUAAAAUGUGUUUGCUAGAGAUGUUUAGUGACAAAAGGGAAGAAUCUAAACAUAGAACGUAAAAUGUAUGAUUUGGAUUUUAAGUGCCUUUUAACUAUGAGAGUUUAUCUAGAAAGAUCUCAGUGAGAUAUACAGCAAUCUUUUAUCUUUGGCUUUAUUCUUUAAUUGUAGACCAGUUUCUACUAUUAAAACCCCAGCUCUGAAAUAUCGGAGAAGAGAGGGAUCUCGAAAGCAUGUGGGAAACUUAAAGGUAAAAACAUAAAGGGCUUUCAUACAUUGUAAGGGAAAGCACCCUUUAAACAUGUAAGACAGUAUUUUGUACAGUAUUUUGCUUAAAAAAGUUAUAUAUUUUGUAAAUACAGUAUUUAAGUUAUAUGAUAAUAUGUAUUAAAACUUCAGACAUUAUUGCCAAAGCCCAAGAGUUAAGGCGAUAAAAUUAUCUCAGAAAUAAGAUUAGCUUCUGUUUCUUUUCAUUCUAUUAACUCUGAUUUUUUUUAAACAUUGAAAAAAGUUAAUUGAGCAGUUAUAUGGAUGUGUUUUUCUUGUCAAAAUGACAGUUUUACAUGUUAUAGAUUAAAAUAUGCUGCAAGAUAUUGAGAAUUGUGUUAUUUCAGCAGAUUAGUUAAAUUCUGUUUUUAAUUAGUUCUGUUUAACUUGUAAGGCUAUUAUAAUAAAUUAUGCAGUAAAAGUGUUAACUGGAUAAAAGAAUCUACAUCAAAACAAUGAUCACCUUGUGUAUUUGAUAUCCUGGAUAUUUAUUAUAUUGUAUGUAAUGCUGCAUUUCCAUGUGAAUGUUGAAUGGUCUUUCUAAGUUUAGUAUUCAUGCAUGUAUAUUCAUCAUACUUUACAAGGUUCCUGGUAAAAAUUACAGGGCUGUAUUUAAGGUUGUGUUUUAAUGUAGAUGCUUAUGUUUUUUUAUGAAUUGUUAACUAUUUCAGUAUUCUAUAGGAAAAAACUUCUAAGUUCAGGAAAGACAAAGAAAGAAUAUUCUUUUUCUAAUAAUAAGCCAAGAAAAUGUUUCCUUGCCCAUAACUCUCAUCCUAUUUCCUUUCAAUCUUAUUUCCCAAGGCAGAGCAAUAAUUUGCAAAAAAGAGCAAACCCAUGGAAAAUGUCUCAGGCUUCAUAUUAAAUUCAAGGCUAAACAUUUCAUUGUGACCCUUACAGUUUAACAAAGAAAUAUUAUUUAUAAGUGAAAAUCUCAGAAAUGACAAUUGAAUAAAUAUAGUACUUAUUUAAAAGAGUGGUUUACCAAUCUUUAGCAUCCGCUGAUUAAAAUAACCUGAGAGACUUAUUUUCAUGCCCCCCCUUUUUUGGCACAGUAAAUCUAUUUUAUCUGCAUCAAAAUAAGCACUCUUUUUUUUUAAGGUGAAGAAUAGUUCCCAUUAACAACCAAUUUCUUCUAUCAACUAGACAACUUUUCAUAAUUACCUUACCAACCAAUUGGUAGAAUCAGGCGGCCUCGAAUUCCCAAACGCUAGUAUGCAGCCAUUGCUUGAAGACAGUGAUGCCAACUCAGACUCUCUUCUCUGGGAUGCCUGAGCAGGAUCUCCUAACUCCCAAGCUUUGGCUUCUUCUUUGCGUGUCUUUUUGUGUCUUUGGCUUCUUCUUUUCCUUCUCCUCCCUGGCAUCACUAUGGAAGCCAUUCUUGAAUUUCUCACCAGUUUAACUGAUGGCCAACCUGGACUUGGCUCAUUUUCUUCCCACUCCCUGUCAUGCUGCAGGUAGCACCACGGUGCUCUCGGGAAUACAAUUUGUGGAGCCCAGAUGUUCCUAUUCAAUCUAAGCUAUUUUGCCUGCAUUGUUUAGGGCUCUUCGUGUUGCAAGUAACAGAUGACACAACCCAGACUGACAAAUGUUAAAGGAAAUGCAUUGACUCAGUAACUGAAGAGUCCAGAGCCCAGACUGGUUCCUGUGGAGCUCGAUCUGAAAACUCACACUAUGUUCCCACGGUUCAGGUCUUUCCAGCUCCAGCCUAAACAGGCUGGCUUCUGCAGUGUUGUCUUCUACUUCAGGCCCUACAAGGUGGUGGGGGGACCCUCACCGCCUCAUGCCACCCCAGGGGCCCCAGGCUCUUCUCUUUUCUUAGCUAAAUGGCUGCUACACUCCCUCCAAGCCUCACAUUCUCCUACCACUCAUUCUAAGGAAAGAGAGAGGUUCUUCUUGGUUGCUUCUAUAGGAGAGAUGGAAUUUUUUUUUUUUUUUUCCUUCACAAAAUGACCAACUAAGGUAGUUCUGAGACUCCUUGGCUCUGAUUGGUUAAUAUGUCCAUCCGGGAACCAAUCACAAUGGGCACUGGAGAUUGGGGUUAGGGGAUAAAUACAUUGAUGAUCUUAAGGCAAUCAGAUCCAGUGUGGAAAGUGGCAGUGAGUGAUUCAUUCCGACUAAACUCACGUAGCUUGAGAAAAGGGAGGGAAGAGGUGAAUCCGCGGAGGAAAACCAGGGUGUUAACAUUAAAGGGUACCUGGGUGCUGGGCAGCACAGACAUUAGAUGUCUUCAGCUCCAGUGAUGUGUUUCGAAAACAGCUUUCUGGCAGCACUUGGGUCAGGCUCACAGCCAGACAAAGCCCUGUGACUUAUGUAUAGGGUACAAAGUGCCUUCUUUUGUUUAAAUGCCCUUUAUGAUGUUGAAAGGGGAAAAGGAGAGGGGAGGUGCUCUAGUGUAUUAAUUUUCAACGUAGGAGUUCAACUAUUUUGUAAAUUGGGAAAUGCUUAAUAGAGACAGUGGUAAGAGGCAAUGAUGAUUGUCUGAAAAUGAUAUCAAGAAAAGCAUAUCAAAUGGCAUUAUCUAUAACCUCUAGAUAAAGAAGUUUGCUAAUUAAAAUAUUUCCCUGGUAGUAGUAGCUUGCAAAACAUUAAAAAACGCUUUAAUUUGUUUGGCUAUAAACAACUGCAUUCUUUCCUUAUUCACAAUCUGGAUGAUAGUCGUUUUGUUUUUAAAGAACUAGGAUAGCUAUAGAGUAAAAAUAGAAUCUAAUUAUAUAAGAUGCUACGACCCUGUAUGUUUUUGCAGCUUUGUAAUCAUGUGAUAUUCACAGUAGAGAGUUUAGAAACACACGUUGACUUUCGCAAGCACUGUCAGUACUAGUGUGUCUGGUUUCUACUUGGUUUAAAAUGUGGAACCAGAGAAGCUUCCCAUCAAAAUAUUCAUUUAUAGGCAAUUUGAUGAGCUGUUGGAACUUGUUGCAUUGCGUUGCAUUGCAUUGCAGUGCCCAGACACUGCGGAGUUAAACCAACCAUUUGGAGCCAGUUAGUGAUCCAGAGUACUAUAAUCCACUUAGCUGACUUGAAGGAAGAAAAAUUCAAGUCUGAUCUCCAGGAACCAGGAAUACUCCUCAGGGCAAGCCCUUCUUAAGGAAAGUUGGCUAAGAUGCCUUGAUUUUUUUUUUUUUUAAAUUUCAGUUUCACUAUAGACCAGAUGUGAUAAGUCAUAACAUUUCUCAGAGUAGGAUGAUGAGGUGAGCCGAGAAGGACAAAUGCAUGUGGUGCAGCGUGAAAAGGGGGACGUGGUUGUACACCAGGGACUCAUUUCCUUUGAAAUAGGGAAUAAUAGCAAACACUUAAUUAGCACUUACUGCGUACCAGGCAUUAAGUAACUUCUAUGUAUUAGUCUGUGCCCUUCACCAACAUGUGCUUCACACAGCAUCAAAAUUGUCACACACUGAGUUUGCAGUAUACCAUUUAGAGAGUUUGGGGCCUUUGUAAAUAAAAUGAAAAUUACAGGAUGUUCCUUCAUGGUUUGGCUAUAUAAACUUGAUUGAGGAGCAGUAGUUAGAUGAUGGAAGAACUGAGAGCCUAGAAUUCACCAUGAACUAGAAUGAAAAGACACUGCCUCUUGAUUUCUAAGCUCUAAGUGAUUUAAACUGCCUGCUAUUUUAGAUCCCAGUGUGGGCUAACAGUCGGAUUAUGCAAGAGCCUAACAAUCAUUCCAAAAGGAAAUGACUGGGGGUGAAGAUCAAACUAAUUUAGUGCGACGUUAAAUAAAUACUUACAUCCUUUUUAUUGUUGUGCUUACAGCCAAUUGUUACAUAAGGUGUCAUUUUUAAUACAUGGAUGAAAUUUACCAUUGGUAACGAUUUACAUUCACAUCCAAAGGAAAACCACUAGAGGUGGUUUGCAUGAUUAAAACCUCUUGAAACAAAAUCAGGAUUGAAAAAGCAGCCUCUCCCACUGAUUGUAAAGGGAAAGUAAUAAUAAAUGUGGACCAAGUCAACACAAACUGCAGUUUCG